AGGUAUGGAAAUAAUUUGAGAUGUGAAUUUUGAAAACAUGUGUUUGGGGAUUGGAUGUUAUUCUCAGUGAUGAAGCCAUAUGGCAUAUCUUUGUAGCACAAACUUUAGGAAAACAAACUGGUUUAUGAACUUCAGAUGGAAAUGCUCAUGAAAUAAUGUGUAUAGAUGGUCUCUAUGCUGCUUUUCCUUAGCUGAUUAAAUGUAAUCUAAAUCAGGGCAUGUUUGAAGUCAUGCUUUGAAUUUUAUUUAAAAAUACUUAAUUUUUUCCCAGAAAUUUCAAAGACCUUUUUUAACUUAAAUAACAUAACUUUUAUUUUGAAAAGCGGGAGUUGUGCACAGGUAUUCCGUUAAAUGUAUAAAAGAUACAAAAUUAGCUGAGAGGAUUCAGUAUGUAUGUGAGUGAGUGAGUGUAUAAGUAUGUAUAUAAUUUGUUACUUUAAGAAUUAAAGAUAUAUAUGGGAAAAAUGAAUUUCUGAAUUUACAUCUCUGUCCAGUUGAUGGCGGUAAUACACAAAGUUUGUAAACUGCCAGCAAACGCUAUAGAAGAAGAAGAAGGUCUACCCGUUGUCAAGCCUGUGUUAUGAAAUGUGAGGAAGAAAAUGUUCAACGAUAAAUUUGUCUUGGAUUGAGCGAGUUUCUUCAAAGAGAGAAGAUCAUGUCAGCAAUCAAGGUCGCCCUACAGCACAGCCCAAAGGGUGGGAGGCAUAAAACCUCUAAGGCGAUGUCUGCAGAGGUGUCUCCAGACUCCAAGUGCCCCAUCUGUUUGGACGUAUUUCAUAAUAUGUCUUACUUGGACCGCUGCCUCCAUAAAUUUUGCUUCCGCUGUAUUCUGGAGUGGUCAAAGAACAAACCUGAGUGCCCACUGUGCAAGCAGCCAUUUAGUUCAAUCUAUCACAGCAUAAAAUCAGAUGAGGACUUUCAAAAAUAUGAACUGAAACAGCAGGUGGAAAAUUCCUCAUUUGGUUAUUUCGAAGGGGUUCGGUUUCGAUACCGAACGACACUCACUGGAGUUCAUCGACAGAUGAGAAGAACCUCUCCGCCUCCAGAUAACGGAGUAAUGUUUGAAGCUUCCUCAAAUUUACCCCAGCAGAGACAGGAUCGAUACAUUCGCCGCAUGAUGAUGAGGCUGGCGGCUAAGAGGAGAGCUGAAAGUGAAGGCAGAGCCGUGAACAAUGUCAGGGAGCAGGAGAUGAUCAACUUCAGAAGGGAGCUGUACAGAAGGGGAGUAAGGGUGAGGAAUGUGAGAGACGGCGGGCGCUCCAGAGACACAUCUGCUGAAUUUUAUAGAAGAAAUCCUGCCUGCCUACACAGACUCGUCCCGUGGCUAAAAAGAGAACUGAUGGUGCUAUAUGGGGCCCACGGCUCUUUGGUCAACAUAGUUCAGCAUAUCAUCAUGUCACGCAUUACACGCUACGAUAUGGAGGACGGGGCCAUCCAGGAAGAGCUCAGACCUUUCCUGCAGGGUCGUACAGAACACUUUCUGCACGAAUUCAUCAAUUUUGCAAAGUCCCCCUUCAAUAUGGAGGCCUACGACCAACAUGCCAUUUAUGAUUGCCCUGCACCCUCCUCCAAUGAGCACAGCAGCUCCAACUCCUCAGUAAUCGCCAUUUCAGAGGAUGAGGAAAACUCUGCAGAGAUGGAACCUCCUGGGAACUCUGGAUCUACUCUGAGUCAGUCUUUGUGGGACGAUGAGACCCCUGGGCCUUCGUAUUCAACAACAAUGGAGCCCAGCAGGCAAGACCUUCAGACAGUCCUGGACUUGGAUUCAGAAAGCAGCUCAGAAGACGAACAGCAAAUGUUUGGUGCUUCUCUGCCACAAAUUAGAUCUUAUAGCCAAUCAGAUGUUGCUCAUGCUGAUGGCACCAAUGAAAUCUAUGCAUCUUCUGACGGUGAUGACUGUUUUAUUGUGGGAUAUGUUAAGCCUACAACAGAAAGGACUCCAGAGCUGGUUCAUCUGUCUUCUGACUCUGAUGGUUCUUCUGUUGAGGAGAACCAAGAGGCUCCUCCUCAGCCUCAACACAUUCGUUUCACCAGCUAUAGUCCUGCAAAUUCACACAGUAGUAAUUCCAGUGAGGCUGGAGAAACUAAAAAUAGCCAUCAUCAGUCCUCCUCUAAAGAAAGUCUUGGCUCAAACGCAUACAAUACUUCAACUGGUCGAAGAAAAGAUAAAAAGUUUGACAGUAGGGAGAGAUCUAUUGAGGGACGUAAAUCAAAGGAGAGAGACCACAAGAGAAAGAAGAGACACUCAAAGAGUAGAGGGUGCAAGUACUCUAGCAAAAGUCCAGUCAUUUCUCAACGCACUCUCAGUUCUCAUGCCCAUGGUGGAAACUUCUCAAAAAGUGAUGGAAUGCAUGCAAGGAGGGACAACGACCACAGCUACCAGUCUUACACCCAUUACAGACGAGAGAGGAACGGUAACGUAACUCACUACACACAGAGACGAUCCUACUAUUACAGCAGCCACAAGUACUCGCGCUCUAAAUCCAGGAGCCGCAGCAGGGACUCACCCCACCGACGAGACAGGAGGCGGUCUCGAUCCAGAGCGUUUUCCAGCAGCUGCUCCUCUUCGCCGGAAAGGAAAUCUCAUCAUGACAAGCCUGGCGGCAAAAGGAAAUAUAAAGCUAAACAUUUGGCAGAACCAUCCAAGAGCACCCAAAGUGGCCAAAGUGACUCCAUGUCAUUGACAAAACACAAGAAGAAAAGCAAAGAGAAGCACCAUAAAAGAUCCAAAGAGAGGUCAGGGAAGAGAAGCAGGAGUGGCAGCACAGAGGUCAUCGGUGAGCGACACAAGCACCACCAUAAGAAGAAGAAGAAGCACAAGAAGAAAAGUAAAAAAAGCAAGAGUUCCGAGCGCAAAGCAAAGUCCUCACCGAAUGUCAUUACAAUUGAAAGCGACAAUGAGUCUUUUGCCAAUCACAGCAUCACCCCUGUUAGUAGAACUACUGAAAAUGCUUUGAUCGAUAAUACUGCUGAUGAUGGAGAAAACCCUGCCACGGUGGACCAAGGUUCACAAUCAAAUUGAUGGAUUAAGUAUUAUGGAGCUUGCCACAAGUAUUUUGCUUCAGAAGAGCCUUUAAACUAUCAGGUGUUCAGUUAUUUUGUUUUUAUUGUUGCUAUGUUUUUUCACAGUAAAUUCCAUGUAUCACUGAUGUUUGUCUGACAAAAAAUGUAUGUUCUACAAUUCAAAACAGAUUAUCUUUAAUGACAUUUUGUAUCAAAACUGUCUGGAAUGCCCACCAUGUAAAGUGUUAUUAAAUGAUGUUUUACAUGACAAGGCAAACGAGGUAGAGGGGUAAAUAUUUUUGAAUUGUAUAUUUUACAAGCGCGAGAUGUUAUUUUGUUAAAAUAUUGAAAAAUUGCUAUGUGUAGAGGUAUCUGUAUAUUCAGGGAUUUUAAGCCUUUCUGUCAUAAUUAUGGCACAGUUUUUUUUUAACUGCCAAUCAUUCAGUUGUUACCAUUAAAAUGGGACUUGGAUUUCAAAAAGGACAUUUUUUUUUAUCAAGUUCAAGAAUUAAUUCAAAUGGGUUACUGUGGAUAAUGUUUUACUGGUGAUGUUUAUAUAAUGAGCAGGUUAUUUGUAGAUGCAUUAUGCACUUACUAUUUUUUAUAGUAAUUCUCCUGAUUUAUUUUUAAGUUGCAACAAAUCUCAGGAGACUCCCAAAAGAUUAACAUAUUGAAAACACAAUACAUUUGUCUGAAACAGGAUAAACAUACAACAUGUGCCACACCUACUGGCACUUGAUCUAAAAAGAGUAGAUAAAUAAACGUUUAUAUUUUUAUUCUGAAAAAACUUUUUUCUACCCUUCUUAGAAAUCUGUCAAGUCAGUUUAAGUAAUCAUUUUGAAUUUGAAUCUACCAGAGGUAGGAAUAUCUUCUUUGGAGAUCUUCAUCUAUUCUAGCAUAAGUUAGAAAUCAAAUCAAGUGAUUUCAUAAUAGUAAAACAGUGCGUGUUUGUAUCUUUACAUACUUCUGCGGACAGAAGUGUAUUAAAACAAGAUUAGAUAUUACAUGAAGUCCUCUUUUUUAACUUGGUCUCCCAUCCAGAAGGGGGCAAUCUAGUAACAAUGAUUUCUCUCAAAAAUGGACAAGACCGACUCAGAUUUCGCAGGCACUGAAGUUACGGCGACAUCUAGUGGCUGGAAUAAUAAUUAAAAAAGUUGGAAAGCAAAUUUUUGGCUUUUAUUUAAAUUACUGUGAUUCUUUUUUAAGACAAUUGCUUGUUACGUACAAACGACAUGACCUUUUAGAGGUCUUAAAGAAAAAAAAGUGGAGUUGAAACUUCAUAAAAUUGACACAAUAAAAACCUUAAAUUGAUCAGUGAGCUCCUUUCUGCUUUUAAA
Poeciliopsis prolifica (blackstripe livebearer) is the source of this 4340-nucleotide messenger RNA. It is a transcript of the gene toporsa, whose product is annotated as topoisomerase I binding, arginine/serine-rich a. The coding region runs from base 656 to 3022 and encodes 788 amino acids. The record is from RefSeq and is a predicted model, not a curated record. The transcript has 2 exons. Gene Ontology annotation, biological process: protein monoubiquitination; protein polyubiquitination. Gene Ontology annotation, molecular function: ubiquitin protein ligase activity. NCBI's taxonomy places the organism in Eukaryota, Metazoa, Chordata, Actinopteri, Cyprinodontiformes, Poeciliidae.